Molecule: messenger RNA, 1023 nt
Organism: Geodia barretti
Lineage: Eukaryota; Metazoa; Porifera; Demospongiae; Tetractinellida; Geodiidae
Source: the annotation of a GenBank genome assembly
AUGAACAGCGGUAUUUCGGGUGUGGCAACUCCCAUGGCGGAGAUCCAGGAGACCCUGGACGGUCUGCUGUGCAGAAUCCGCGAGGCGGGCGAGAAGCAGAUCGGCUAUCCCGCAAACCAGCGGAUCGAUUACUCCCCACUCUUUCCUUUCCUUGACUAUUCGGUGAACAACAUCGGAGACCCGUUUCACGCCAGUAACUACUGGGCCAACUCGCACGAGUUCGAGCAAGACACGCACUACAGCGUCCUCAAGAACGUUCGCGUGCUGAACGCCCGGUACAUUAUGAUCAAACGCCAGGAGAAUGGAGAAAUCGACUACGGCGACCUCCGCGACAUGAUCAGGGUGAACCGCGACGUUCCGGCUGUGAUCAUGGCCAACGUCGGCACCACCAUGCGUGGCGCCGUGGACAACAUCCCCCAGAUCAGGCACAUCCUCGACGAACUGCUUGUCAGCAACGCUUACAUCCACGCCGAUGCGGCGCUCAGCGGCAUGAUCCUGCCAUUCGUGCCUGAACCGCAGGCGUUCGGUUUCGAUGCCGGUAUUGACAGCAUUUCGGUGAGCGGCCACAAGCUGAUCGGGGCCCCCGCUCCCUGCGGCGUGGUGCUUACCAAGCGCCCCCACGUCGAACGGGUCGGCCGUGCGGUGGAAUACGUGGGGGUACACGAUACGACGCUUUCCGGCUCACGCAGCGGCAUUGCUCCACUGAUGCUGUGGUAUGCCCUCAACCGCUACGGAGACGAUGGCCUGCAGGAUUUGGUUUCCGGAAUGCUGGAAAAUGCGGAAUAUGCAGUGCAGCAGUUCAACCGGCAUGGCUUAAAAGCCUGGCGCCAUCGAAACUCAGUGACGGUGGUCUUCCCCAAGCCGCCGCGAGAAGUGUUCCGGAAGUGGCAGAUCGCUCCCGAAGGCACGGAAGCGCACAUCAUCACCAUGCCCCACGUUACCCGCGAAAUGAUUGACGAGCUUGUGAACGACUGCACUGCCCCAUUGGAACUGGACCCUGUGACGUCUGAGGAGAGGGACUAA